AAACUUGGCUUUGUGCCCUGCAAAUCAUGCACCCCUGCGUGAGCAUGGUGCCUUGCCUAGAAUUGUACAACUGUUGAUCAGGGCUCAUCAGGACACACAGAGGAGGGCAUCCAUUAGCUCCAACGGACCUCCACUGACUGGCUACGUUGAUGGUGUUCGCAUGGAGGAAAUUGUGGAGGGAACUGUGGGAGCUCUUCACAUUCUGGCUCGGGAGGCUCACAACAGGGCAGUGAUUCGAGGACUCAACUGCAUACCCCUUUUUGUGCAGCUGUUGUACUCACCCAUUGAAAACAUCCAGCGUGUGGCAGCAGGGGUCUUGUGUGAGCUGGCAGCUGAUAAAGAAGGAGCUGAGAUGAUUGAGCAGGAAGGUGCCACCGCUCCACUCACAGAACUGCUACACUCUAGAAACGAAGGAGUUGCCACAUAUGCUGCUGCUGUUCUUUUCCGGAUGUCAGAGGACAAACCUCAGGAUUACAAGAAGCGGCUGUCAAUGGAACUGACAAGUUCCCUGUAUCGUGGUGAUUCCAACUGGACUGAUCCUCCUGGCUUUGAUGACAUGUCCAUGCCACUGGAAGAUCCUAGAAAUCACAUGUUUAACCCACAAGGUUCUCAGGGCAGCUUAUAUGGACGUGGACCAACAGGUUACGAGCACCUUCCGAUAGACUCUAUGCAGGGCCUGGACAUCGGCAACCCGCACAGCGGUCACUACAGUCCCAUGGACAACCUGCCAGACCUAGGCAGCCAUGAUGAUAUCAACUUUGACAACCUGGAGACCACACUGGGACAUGCGUCCGCUGACAGCGCAAACCUCUGGUACGACACAGACGUUUGA
Candidula unifasciata is the source of this 832-nucleotide messenger RNA. The record is from the annotation of a GenBank genome assembly. Lineage: Eukaryota; Metazoa; Mollusca; Gastropoda; Stylommatophora; Geomitridae.